This is a messenger RNA of Nothobranchius furzeri (turquoise killifish), 3932 nucleotides long. It is a transcript of the gene mllt3, whose product is annotated as MLLT3 super elongation complex subunit. Gene Ontology annotation, cellular component: transcription elongation factor complex. Gene Ontology annotation, biological process: positive regulation of DNA-templated transcription. Gene Ontology annotation, molecular function: chromatin binding. NCBI's taxonomy places the organism in Eukaryota, Metazoa, Chordata, Actinopteri, Cyprinodontiformes, Nothobranchiidae. The record is from RefSeq and is a predicted model, not a curated record.
UCUUAUUUUGUAAGAUUGACCGCCGGGCCGGCGAGCCUGUGAAAGUCUUCAGUUUGACUUGAGUUCAGGAGAAGAGAUCAUGUCUGCCGUCGUAGGCGAGCUGCACUCACCUACAAUCUCAUUCAAAACGAGUUCUUUAUGAAAUAACAGCGGCGCGAGACCUCCAGGAUGUCCAGCUCGGGAGCUGUUCAGGUGAAACUGGAACUCGGACAUCGUGCACAGGUCAGGAAGAAACCCACGGUGGAAGGCUUCACUCACGACUGGAUGGUUUUUGUCCGAGGACCGGACCACAGCAACAUCCAGCACUUUGUGGAGAAAGUUGUUUUUCACCUGCAUGAAAGCUUCCCCAAGCCAAAAAGAGUAUGCAAGGAUCCACCAUACAAAGUGGAGGAGUCUGGAUAUGCAGGCUUCAUCUUACCCAUUGAAGUUUACUUUAAAAAUAAGGAAGAACCGAAGAAAGUUCGCUUUGAUUAUGACCUGUUUCUUCACCUGGAAGGUCACCCCCCAGUCAACCAUCUUCGCUGUGAGAAACUAACGUUUAACAACCCAACAGAUGAAUUUCGAAGGAAGCUGCUGAAAGCCGGAGGGACACGGGACCCUCACAAGCAAGUUUCAGAAGAAUCUAAAGUAAUGGUAAUGCAGGAGGGAUCAACAUCUCUGUUCAGCCAGCACCUCAAACUUCCAACACUUCCCAACAACUCGCUUACAUCCUCCUCUGACCCAAAGAAGACCAAGAGCUUCCACAGUUCAAAGGAUGGUUCCAAAGGAGGUGGAGCUGCUCCUCUCACCACAGCCACAACGACGAGCACUAACAGCAGCAGCUUCUCCAAACUCCACAAACCCUCCAAAGAUCACAAAGAGAAACCUUCAAAAGACUUGAAAGAGCCCAAAAGUGCCUUUAGAGACUCCGGCUGGGAACCCAGCAAAGUUCCAAAAGAAUCUUCAAGGAAACCCAAAGAGAACCAGCCACUUAGAGAUAGCAAUCCUAAAAUCGGCUUCAAGGAGCCCAAGGCUUUCUCCAAGGAGCACAGGAAUGAGGGAUUGACCCAUGCAUCAGGGCUUAAAAAGCGCCUAUCCACUCUGGAUAGUGAUGAUCUUAUGACUAAAAGAUGCAAAAAAGGAUUUUUGGAUCCAUCGGGAAGGAAGAUGCCGAGCUCAGACACUCAGCAUUUAAAUAAAAAGCUCUUGACGGAUAGAUUGCCUAUGGGGACUAGUAAAUUACGACCAGAAAAUGAAGAGGCAGAACACAGGAAAGCACCUAAGCAUCCACCAUUCCAGGGACUUGUUGACCGCAAUGACUCCGAAAUGGAGGACCAGUCCAAGUCAGAUUCCGAGCAGCCCAGUCCUGCUAGUUCCAGUUCCAGUUCAGGCUUUGCUCCCACACACCACAAACGUCAAGUACUGGGCCCACUUCAGUCAGUGAUGCAGGAUCUACAGUCAGACAACGAUGAGGAGGAGGAUUCGGAGGACAACGACAACGAUGCAGACUCUGAUGCAGAACGACUAGCACACACACACCUCACACACCAUCAGUGCAGGGUUAGUUGGAGUGAUGGGAGUGAAAAUGAUGGCUCCUCUCCUUCUCCUACCAGCAAAGAGGCCCCAACUGUAUUUAAGACUACUAAUAACAAGAUACUUGAAGUAAAAUCUCCCAUCAAACUGAACAAGCAGGACAAGAAUGCAAACAUGGAUUGCGACAAGGCUUAUCUGGAUGAAUUGGUGGAGCUUCAUAAAAGACUGAUGAUGCUGAGAGAAGGUCAUAUAUUGCAACAGAUUGUCAACCUCAUUGAGGAGACUGGCCAUUUUCACAUCACAAACACAACGUUUGACUUUGAUCUUUGCUCCUUGGACAGAAGCACUGUUCGAAAGCUCCAGAGUUACCUGGAAACCUCUGGACUAUCCUGAGGCUCGCCUCAGCUGUUCCUCUCGAUCUCUGGUUUCUUUUUUACUUUUAAAUAAAUAUGCCAAGACUGGAAUGAAAAGCCUCUGCUGUGUGUCUGGUCUGUUGGUUGGACCAGGCUCCCUGAGUGAAGAGGUGGUACUGCUGCACAAACCAGAGCCAGGUCUUGUGUAAAAUUAGACCUGUUAUCAGGAGAUUACCUGGAAAACCUUGAAAUUUCACAUUGAUUUUAAAAGGAGUGGUUGCUUUGCUGCUCUUUAUGAAUCUGCAUAUGUUAUCAUGUAUGUUCUUUUGUUUAGUGUGAAAAAUACAUGGUAAACAUUUCCCUACAGCAUUCUAAGUCUCAUUUAUUGGAUUUGUUUACAGGUGUUUGAAAUCAAAGUAAAACUUGGUAGACGGAAACAUUUUAGACCUCUUAGAUUUGGGGUGUUUUCUGAUCACUGUUGGAGUCAGAAGACUGACUAGUUUUACUGCUGUAAGGGAAGAAAAGUCUGCCUAGGUACGUUUGGGGUUAGUUUUCUAUUUCAGUAUGUUUUAGUCUAGGCCAGCUUUGCAGGAAUCCUCUUGGAUGGUGAAGGCGACUAUUCAAAUCUGGUGUAAAACUCAAAGAUAUCUGAUGAGGCUGUUGUGAGUUCAUCACAGCCAGUGUGUGUUCAGAUUGGAUUCAAACAAGGCCGACUAGUAAACCCUUUAAUUCAACACACACAGAUCAUUGUCUACCAUGUCUUAACGCAACCGCAUUGGGUAGUUUUUAGUUUCAGCUUUAAGCUUUUAGACUUUUUAUUUUUGAACAAUUAGUUACAAAACCAAAACAUCAGAGGUCAUCCGUCUCACAAGAUUAUAGGGGUGGGCGAUAUAACCUAAAAUCUAUAUUGCGACAUAAUUUGAAAAAUGUGCGGUAACGGUAUAUAUUGCGAUAUAUGACUUUCUUUUGUACAUGUGUCAAAAAUGACUGUUUCUAAACAUACUCACAUACCAGAUACAUUGCAGCAGCAGAAAAAACACACUUCAAACAGUAUAAAAUGCCAUUUUAAGAAAAUUUAUUGCGCAAAUAUCUAAAAGCUUUACGAGUAAUAUUUAAGAUGUGCAACAGAUCUUUUUCCAAAAAAUGGAAUGCACCAUUCUUUAAUAAAAAAUAAAAUUUUGGAUAUUUUAAAUAAAAAUACAAGUAAAAGUUAGCUAAACACAAAAGUUUUUAAAAUAAAGUGAAAAAUGUCUUACCGCUCGACUGACUGGGCGUUUGUUGAGGACGCAGUUUUUGGCUUUCUUCGUAUUCCACAACGUGCUUCGUUUUGACGUGGUAAAACAUGUAUUCCCUCUAUUCGCUAAUACUUUCUUCUGGCAUACUAUGCAGAUUAUAUUGUUCUGCUCCACAUCCGACUCUUUAAAGCCAAACCAAGUCCAAAUGAUCGAUGUUGCACCGGUCUUCUUUACGAGAACCUCCUCCUCCUCCACCACAGGCUCCAUGCUUUCAGCCUCAACAGACGCCGCUUGAUGACAUCAUCAACAUGCGCUACCGCGAUAGGCCGAUAUAGUCAAUAUCUCUACCGUUGGCCAAAUUAAUAUCAUUUCUACCGUAUACCGUUUAUACCGCCCACCCCUACAAGAUUAUAUCUAUUCUUUUUAAGGAAAGCCAAGUAGUCAUGAUGUGGUGCAGCACAUACCGCCCUAAAUCAUGCUAAACCCAUACAUACAUUCAAAAGUGGGUGUAAAGGACAGCUUUGGGUUUUUUAAUAGUGAUAAAGGUUGUUGGGGAAAUUCCUUUAAUGAGGAAAAUUUUUGCUGCAUUUCUGGGGUUUUUGAGGAAAUAUUUUUGUGGAAGUGACGAGUCAGAGGGGUCAGGAACUGUUUGGAUGUAAAAAGUUUUUUAUUAUUUAUUUUUACAGUUUCUGUAAAAGCCAGUUGCUAGACGGAGUGGCUGGAGUGGGGAUGGUGGUUUUCUACGUGUUCUUAAAGGGUUUCCCUUGUCCUGUUCUGUCUUUGUGUCUUUUGUGUUUUUGGAGAAAACUGAAUAAAUGUUCUGUAUGAUGUA